UUAUGGUACAAGGGAAGGUUUAGACAAGAGAGAGCGUGAUUCUUAGAUUUUUUUUCAGAGAAAAAUGUCAAGCUCCGAAAAGUCUUCUCUCGACAUACAGGUAUCUAUGAAUGCCCUAAAUAUGACCGAAGAGACAAAUAUUGACACUUCAAAAAACGAGAGCCCUGUCCUCGAUCCUGUUACUGGUUCUAACAAUGGCCGUGAAGAUUACCUGGAUUGGAAUGAGUACUUUAUGGCAGUUUCCUUCCUUUCUGCUCAACGCAGCAAGGACCCGGCCACACAGGUUGGAGCUUGUAUUGUGAGUACUGAUAAACGAAUUGUAGGAAUAGGAUAUAAUGGAUUUCCCAGGGGAUGCGGGGACAAGCAUCUACCCUGGGGGAAACGAAGCAGUAAUGAGUUGGAGAACAAGUACAUGUACGUGUGUCACGCUGAGAUGAAUGCAAUCAUGAACAAGAACAGCGCCAGUGUGGAGGGUUGCUCCAUGUUCGUCGCAUUGUUCCCUUGCAAUGAGUGCGCCAAGAUGAUAAUACAGGCGGGGAUCAAGGAGGUCGUCUUCUUCUCUGACAAACACUGUCUAAAACCGAGUACAAUUGCCUCUAAGAAACUGUUGGAUAUGGCUGGAGUAACCUACAAACAAUUCAUUCCCAGAAUGCGUCAGCUUACCAUUGAUUUCGAACUCGCGGAUUCCUCCGUCUAUAAUGACGCGAACUCAAUCAGCAAGUCAAUGACGCGAAUUCAUCAGCAGGUCAAUGACGCGAAUUCAUCAGCAAGUCAAUGACGCGAAUUCAUCAGCAAGUCAAUGACGCGAAUUCAUCAGCAAGGCAAUGACGCGAAUCGAUGUGAU
Messenger RNA from Eurytemora carolleeae, 844 nucleotides. Its product is annotated as deoxycytidylate deaminase. Gene Ontology annotation, molecular function: dCMP deaminase activity; zinc ion binding. Lineage: Eukaryota; Metazoa; Arthropoda; Copepoda; Calanoida; Temoridae. The transcript has 8 exons. Gene Ontology annotation, cellular component: cytoplasm. The record is from RefSeq and is a predicted model, not a curated record. Gene Ontology annotation, biological process: dTMP biosynthetic process; dUMP biosynthetic process. Bases 65 to 778 code for a protein of 237 amino acids.